CCCGUGUUUCCUCCCUCUCUUUCCCGUGAGCAACCACCGACAAACAACCUUCUCUCACAGCCUCCCGCCCCCCAAGUAAAAAAUGAAAUUCUCUAUCGCGGUAGUUGCCUCCGUCCUCGUCGCCACGGGCCUGGCGAUGCCGAUUCCCUCCACGAGCAAGGCUCCCCGCAUGGACGGGGCGGAUCUGAUCGGCAUGAUUCAGAGCAUGGGGGGGCUGGACGGGGUGUUGAAGAGUAUCCAGAUUUCUUCGCCGUUGAACUCGGCAUUGGGGCAAUAAAUUGCUGGAUAUCAUUGAUCGGGUGUAUCGUUGGUGGGAUGUCUGAGGAAGAGGGGUACCGAGCAUGGGCAUGGAUGGGGAUGAGUCAAUGAA
This is a messenger RNA of Aspergillus brunneoviolaceus CBS 621.78, 370 nucleotides long. RefSeq lists its product as uncharacterized. NCBI's taxonomy places the organism in Eukaryota, Fungi, Ascomycota, Eurotiomycetes, Eurotiales, Aspergillaceae. The record is from RefSeq and is a predicted model, not a curated record. The transcript has 3 exons. The coding region runs from base 83 to 277 and encodes 64 amino acids.